Messenger RNA from Colletotrichum fioriniae, 1296 nucleotides. RefSeq names its product Serine/threonine-protein kinase env7 (gene ENV7). Lineage: Eukaryota; Fungi; Ascomycota; Sordariomycetes; Glomerellales; Glomerellaceae. Gene Ontology annotation, biological process: regulation of vacuole fusion, non-autophagic; protein phosphorylation; vacuolar protein processing. Gene Ontology annotation, molecular function: ATP binding; protein serine/threonine kinase activity. Gene Ontology annotation, cellular component: Golgi apparatus; cytoplasm. The record is from RefSeq and is a predicted model, not a curated record.
AUGGCGCAAAUAUUCCUCGACGUGCUCUACUCCUUUGGCAACUGCCUCAACUGCUUCCCCGGCUCGCCGACACUCAAGAUCAACAGUCGGAGCUUCAAGAUUCUCCGUCUGCUGGGCGAGGGCGGCUUCUCCUACGUCUACCUCGUCCAAGACACCCAAACCGCCGAAGAAUUCGCCCUCAAAAAGAUCCGAUGCCCCUUUGGCGCAGAGUCGGUCGCCCAGGCCAUGAAGGAGGUCGACGCCUACCGCCUCUUCGCCCGCAGCCCGGGCAUCAUCCACGGCGUCGACCACGCCAUCGCCACCGAGCGCGGCGGCGAGCCGGGCUCCAAGACGGUCUACGUCCUGCUCCCCUACUACCGCCGUGGCAACCUCCAGGACCUCAUCAACGCCAACCUGGUAAACCACACCGCGUUCCCCGAGCGCAGGCUCAUGCUCCUGUUUCUCGGGGUGUGCAAGGCGCUUAGGGAGAUGCACCACUACACCGGCGGCGGCGGCGGGCAAUCUCAAUCACAGCCCGCCGCAAUGGAGAGGAUGGAGAUGGGCAACGGCGACGAAGACGACCAGGGCGCCGGGCCGAAGCGCAAGAAGAGCGGGAAGAAGAACAAGGGCGGGAAGCGCGUCUCCAGCAUGGCCGCCGCCGCGGGCGCCGACGAAGAGGACGAGAACGAGCAGCAAAGGCCGCUGAUGGAGGGCGAGACGCCCGGGUCCGGGGACGUAAAGUCGUACGCGCAUCGGGACAUCAAGCCAGGCAACAUCAUGAUUGACGACUCGGGCUCGAACCCAAUCCUAAUGGACUUGGGCUCCAUCGCCCCCUCCCCGAUCCCAAUAACAUCCCACUCCCUCGCCAUCGCGGUCCAGGACACGGCCGCCGAGCACAGCACGAUGCCCUACCGCGCCCCGGAACUCUUCGACGUCCGUACGGGAACCGUCAUCGACACAAAAGUCGACAUCUGGUCCAUGGGCUGCACCCUCUACGCCUGCCUCGUCGGCAAGUCCCCCUUUGAGGCCCGCUCCGACGAGACGGGCGGCUCCCUCAGCAUGUGCGUCCUCGGCGGCGACUGGCGCUUUCCCGACGAGGGCAUCAAGCGCACCGGCACCAGCGGCGGCAUGAAGGGCAAAGCCGCCGCCACGGCGGACGCCGGGGCCGGGGCCGGAGAAGUCAAAAUUAGCGAGCCUAUUCGCGAUGUCGUGAGGAAAUGUCUCAAUGUUGAGCCUACUGAGAGACCGGACAUUGAUGAGCUCAUUGACUUGGUGGAGAGCGUCAUCGAGGAUUUGCCUCAAGACGGAUCCUUGUGA